Messenger RNA from Phytomonas sp. Hart1, 1557 nucleotides. NCBI's taxonomy places the organism in Eukaryota, Euglenozoa, Kinetoplastea, Trypanosomatida, Trypanosomatidae. The record is from the annotation of a GenBank genome assembly.
AUGGUAUUUUUGGGAUUUCACAGCCUUGCAGAGGUAAAUGUUUACAUCACAUUUGUCCUGUUAGGCAUGGCUAUCAUGAUGGUUUUGGGUAUCAUGCUUAGCGCUCCGUCUUUUGUUUCUUUGUUCUACAUUUAUGCAACUGGCAAACCCGACGCAGUAUGUGAGAAGCCUUGGUUUUGGAACAACGCACUUACCUUCUUUUUCGCAGUCUUGUACUCAGUACAAUUCACUUGUGAGUCUUUGACGUUGACCAAUUUUAUACGUCGCAUUCCUCUCCUUCUCCGUCUCUUGGUUGGUUUAUCCAUUCCAUUUAUUGAGCUGCUCAUCCUUUAUAUUGUUCCCAUCAUCAAGCUUCGCACGCAAGAUGGUGCCAUUGCAGUGAUAAUAAUCAUGGCAAUUUUUGGUGGAUUUUCAAAGGCUGUUAUUGAUACGACCACAAAUGCUAUUGUGGGACCUUUUCCCACAAAAUUUGUCAAUGGCGAGCAAUGGGGUAUAUCAAUAUCUCCGCUUCUGAUGUCGAUCGUUCAGAUUAUUCUGAAGUAUUCCAUGUCUGAUAGCUUCGAGGAUGUCUUGAAGCAGUGUCACAUUUACCUUGGCAUUGGCAUGUUCUUUCAGUUGUUAACGGUGAUUGAGAUAUUGAUUUUAUACAAAAAUCCGUUUGCACAAAAGUACAAUGCCGAAUUCCGUUACAAGGCGGAACAUAAAUCAAAUGAAAAUUUUGAAAACGAACAGAACGCACUCCAUAAUCCUAAGGAGAAAGAUCCGAAUUCUGAAAAGUCUUCUUCAAUGUUAAACGACCAUAAUGUUAACCCUCAGUUCAUUGAUAACAUGAAUGUCUCAACUGACAAUAAUUCCAUAAUAGGGCAUGAUCCCAAAAAAGCUUCGCAGGGGAAUGAGGGUAUGAAUCAAGCGGAGGGUUUUAACACUGAUCAUACCUCUAGGCAUCACCACGGUCUCAGCACAGCAAUAUUGAGGGCUGUUGGCGAUGCAGACAAAAUGGUAGACGUCGAUCAAGUGAAGAACAUAAAAUCGACUGAUCAGAUGCUCAGAGUGAGUGUUAUAGGCGUGGCUAAGAGAGUGUGGCCAAUGCUACUUUGUACCUUUUUCACAUACUACUUGAGUCUCCUUUUGUUUCCAGGCCUUUUCUUCAAAGCUGACGUGGGUAAUAAUCCUUGGUAUUUCACACUUGUAGUCUUUCUGUUUAAUUUUGGAGACUUUCUAGGGCGUAUACUGUUGAUGCACCGCCCUUUUCGUCCGUCCCCGAAGGCUGUGCUAAUCGGAGCCAUCGGACGAUCUGGUUUUAUUCCGUUACUGAUACUGUGCGCCAAUCAUGUUAUUAAAGGAUCUACCGUACCCUACAUUCUGUCUCUACUCGUUUCUAUGUCAAAUGGGUACUUUGGUACGAUGGCGAGCAUGUAUUCUCCACGUACUCCGACUCUAACCAAAGCUGGGGAGCGCUCACUAGCAGGUAUUUUGUCUGGGAUUUUCCUAAUGCUUGGUUUGUGUGCUGGCUCUAACUCAGCACUGCUGUUGAACCUUAUAUUUUGGCCUAAAUAA